Hemicordylus capensis (graceful crag lizard) is the source of this 1206-nucleotide messenger RNA. RefSeq names its product olfactory receptor-like protein OLF3. Gene Ontology annotation, molecular function: G protein-coupled receptor activity; olfactory receptor activity. The record is from RefSeq and is a predicted model, not a curated record. Gene Ontology annotation, cellular component: membrane. Gene Ontology annotation, biological process: G protein-coupled receptor signaling pathway. The transcript has 2 exons. NCBI's taxonomy places the organism in Eukaryota, Metazoa, Chordata, Lepidosauria, Squamata, Cordylidae. Bases 45 to 1022 code for a protein of 325 amino acids.
GAGGCCUCCACUGUUCUCUGCAGCAGAAGACCCCCUGCUGCCAGAUGAUGUAUGAAUCUGGAUACAAUAUGGGAAGAGGAAAUAAGACAUGGAAUGUGGAAUUUGUACUCCUGGGCUUAUCCGCUCAGCCAGGAACUCAGAAAGGCCUUUUUGUUCUCUUUCUGAUGAUGUAUAUUGUGACCAUGGCAGGGAAUACGCUUAUCAUUCUGGUGUUAAAAAAGGACCCAUGCUUGCACACACCUAUGUAUUAUUUUCUGAGCCAUCUAUCCUUCCUGGACAUGUGCUACACCACCACCAUCAUCCCUCAAAUGCUUUCCAACUUCCUGGCAGAGCAUAAAACCAUCUCCUUCGAAGGUUGCAUGGCACAGAUGUAUAUCUCCCUGUCUCUGGGAGGAAUUGAAUUCAUCUUGCUGGCUGUCAUGGCCUAUGACCGGUACAUGGCCAUAUGCCACCCCUUGCAUUAUAACACUGUGAUGAGUUGGCGGCUCUGUAUGCAGAUGGCUGGAGGAUGUUGGCUCAGUGGCUUUGUGAAUGCCCUGGUACAGACUGUGUUCACUCUCCACUUGCCAUACUGUGGAAAGAGGAUCAUCAACCAUUUUGGCUGCGAGGUGUUGGCCGUGCAGCAGCUGGCCUGUUCUAGCACUUUUGUGGGGGAUGCCGUGAUGCUGGGAGCUGGCGUGCUCAUCCUGCUCACACCCUUCUUUCUUGUGCUGGUGUCUUAUGUGUAUAUCCUCUCAACCAUCCUUCAGAUUCGUUCAGCUGAGGGAAGGCGCAAAGCUUUUUCCACCUGCACAGCCCACCUAACUGUGGUGACCCUGUGCUAUGGAACAGCCAUCUUUGCCUACUUGCGGCCCAGGUCCCACUACUCAGCCAAGCAGGGGAAAACUGCCUCGCUGUUUUAUUGUGUUGUUACUCCCAUGCUGAACCCCAUGAUUUACAGUCUGAGGAAUCAAGAGGUAAAGGGGGCCCUGGUGAAAGUUAUUGGGGGAAAGUGCAAAAGGAGAACAUUGCUUUGCUUUUGAACUCUUAUCAUUCAUUCUCCAAAUCACAGCUGUUCCUUAAACCAGUCACAAUCAGGAGGAGGGUUAAAAGAGGAAAAGGGAUAUAUUUUCUCUCCGUUCCUUUGAAUACAAGGUUGGGGAAGGGAAAAAGAUGAGACAGGAAGCCUUUGUCUGGAUUGAACCACUUUGGACUCCUUCAAGCUGG